Molecule: messenger RNA, 822 nt
Organism: Striga hermonthica
Lineage: Eukaryota; Viridiplantae; Streptophyta; Magnoliopsida; Lamiales; Orobanchaceae
Source: the annotation of a GenBank genome assembly
AUGGCACCUGAGAUUGCUGAGGGAUUCAUCUAUGUCGAUUCUGCAUUUCAAUUGUGGGAAAUUAUAAAUCAGCGAUUCGGAGAAUCAAAUGCAGCUUUAUUGUUCAGUUUGCAAAAGGAGAUUGCGAACAUCAAACAAGGCUCAUCUUCUGUGGUUCUGUACUUCACGAAAUUGAAUAGGUUGUGGGAUGAAUGUAGUACUUUAGCACCUUUACCUUUGUGUGGUUGUGCUAAAUCAAAGGAAUUACUAGAAAUGGAUUCAAGGAAUAAGCUGAUGCAAUUUCUCAUGGGACUCAAUGAGACAUAUGAUUCAAUUAGCAGUCAGAUUUUACUUAUGGAUCAGUUGCCAAAUGUGAAUAAGGCAUAUUCACUUGUUUUGCAAGAGGAGAGAAAAAGAAGUGUGCACAUUUUGUAUCCUGAUUCUGCAGUUACUGCAGCAAUGGCAGUUAAGACAAAGGAUUUUGGGAACAGAGGCAGGGGUAACAUGAUGAGAGGAAGAGGUCAGAAUGCUUAUGGAGGCAGAGGCAGAGGUUCAAUGCUUAGAAAGUCUAAAGAAGAGAGAGCUCAGUUAGUUUGUGAGCAUUGCGGGUAUAAUGGACAUGAGCAAAAGGAAUGCUUCAAACUUCAUGGUUAUCCUGACUGGUACAAGGAGCUCAAAGACAAAACUAACAAAGGAUAUGCAAAUCAAGUGGAGAGCAUGGAGAGUUUCCCAAAAGGCAUAGACAUGGCAAGCCUUGCUCAGGAGUUGAUGAAGUUCAUGGGAAGCAAACAGAAAGGAGAUCAAGACAAUAUGUCAGAGGGAGUUAACUUUGCUGGACCUUGA